AUGACUAAUUCAACUAUAGCUUCCUCAAAUUUAUUCAAACCAAUUAAAGUUGGUAAUGCUUUAUUGAAAAAUAGAAUUGCUCAUUUACCAACUACUAGAAAUAGAGCUCAUCCUGGUGAUCAUAUUCCAACAGAUUUACAAAAAAUAUAUUAUACUGAUAGAGCUAAAAAUGGUUCACUUUUAGUAACUGAAGCAACUAUUGCAACACCUAAAUUAGGUUGGUAUCCAAAUGUUCCAGGUAUUUGGAAUGAAGAGCAAGCAUUAGCAUGGAAGGAAAUUGUUGAUUCUGUUCAUGAGGCCGGUGGAAAAAUUGCUGUACAAUUAUGGGGGUUAGGAAGAGUAGCUAGUCCAAAAUUAUUAAAAGAAAAAGGUUAUGACUUUGUAGGUGUUAGUGAUAUCUAUGAACAUGAAGCUUCUGAAAAGGAAGCAAAAGAAAGUGGAAAUUUAUUAAGACCAUUAACUGUUGAAGAAAUUAAAACUUUAGUAACUGAAGACUUUCCCAAUGCAACAAAGCUAGCAUUAGAUGUCGCUGGAUUCGAUUAUGUGGCCUUACAUUUUGCAAAUGGUUACAUAGGGUCUCAGUUUUUAAAUCCCAAAAUAAACACCAGAACUGAUCAAUACGGCGGUAAAUCAGUUGAAAAUAGGUCAAGAUUUAUAUUUGAAGUUUUUGAUAAUUUGUUUAAGGUUGCUCCUGCUCAAAAAAUAGGUGUUAGAUUCUCCCCAUAUAAUGUAUUUCAAGAACCUGGUAUUAAUCCAACAAGUAAAGAAGAUUAUACCUAUAUUUUAAGUGAAUUACAAAAAAGGGCUGAUGAAGGUAAUGAAUUGGCUUUUAUUGAUUUAGUUGAUGGUAGAUACGAUCAAGAUGAAGUUACUGAAGAUAUAAACUUGGAUUAUUUUUAUAAAUAUUGGAAAGGUAUUAUAUUAAGAGGUGGUAAUUAUACUUCUGAUGAAAAAGAUGAUUGGAAAAACAUUGUUAAAGAUUCAAAUGCAAAUGAUCGUACAUUAGUUGGAUUUGGUAGACAUUUUAUUGCAAAUCCUGAUUUACCAGAAAGAAUUAAAAAAAAUGAAUCAUUAAAUAAAUAUGAUAGAAGUACUUUUUAUACUCCUUAUGAUUAUGGUUAUAAUACUUAUCCAAAAUUUGGAGAAAAGAAUGAUGCAGAUCCUAAUGCUAAAAUUACUGGUAAACCAUUGGCCUAG
Molecule: messenger RNA, 1197 nt
Organism: Lodderomyces pseudojiufengensis
Lineage: Eukaryota; Fungi; Ascomycota; Pichiomycetes; Serinales; Debaryomycetaceae
Gene: EBP7
Product: Ebp7p
Exons: 1
Coding region: 1-1197 (398 amino acids)
Molecular function (GO): FMN binding; NADPH dehydrogenase activity
Source: RefSeq, a predicted model, not a curated record